Molecule: messenger RNA, 1845 nt
Organism: Caenorhabditis angaria
Lineage: Eukaryota; Metazoa; Nematoda; Chromadorea; Rhabditida; Rhabditidae
Source: the annotation of a GenBank genome assembly
AUGCCUAACAAUUUCAAAAAACUAUCCAAUUUUUUUGGGAAAAAAUGUUCGUGUCGAUUCAAAGUUAGUUUUUUAUCAAAAGAUCGAUAGGUUCAAGGGAUUUUUUUCAGGGUUUGAAAGUAGAUCAAGAACAAAAUUUGACGGAGAUUGUGGUUCGAGUGACGUUUUUAUAUUUGGCAAAAAAUUCGAUUUAUAUUGUGCUUUUGAGUGUUUUUGGGAUUUUUCAUGUUGUUUAUAGUAUUUUGAUUUUUCCGAAAGAGUUUUGGGCGUCAAGGAAUAUUACAUUCGGUGAGUUCAAGAGAGAAAAUGAGUUGAUUUGCUGAGGUGUCAGAAUCUAGAUGAAUAAUUCUUCUACCCCAAAUUUCUAGAACUCAAAAUGUUUGAAACUAUUCCUGGUAGAUCAAAAAUAUCACAUUUUUGAAACGCCCAAAGAAUAUUUUCUUUAAAAGUUCAUGAAUGAACUAAUGAGUUACUUAAUCACCGCUCUUUUCUCUAUUUCCUAAAAAAAUUCCAGGACUUUCAAUAAUAUCACAUUGCACCUGCUGGUCACUAACAAGUAUAACACGCGGUGAAAUGUCAAGAUUUUUUGAGUCACCAUUAGAUCAACAAAGUUAUCGAGCAACUUUUAAAAGGUGAGGUUUCCACAAAAAAAGAGCAAAUGAUCAAAAACCACAAACAAAAAUAAACAUUAACGAAAAAAAAAUCACCCUUUUAGGAAGAAUAAUGAAAGACAUUAUUUUUGGUAGAGGAAAAUUAGAUUGGCUUAGAUUGGGUCGUGUAAAUGGUAAUGAGAUGAGACGAGAAAUGAUGUUCAGCUGUAAAAGAAAAUGGAAAUGUGUGUUUUUUUUUGGAUAAAAAAGAGAAAUGAAAUGAGGUAUGUUAAGCGGAUUAACAAAAACACCUGGACACGGCUGAAAAAUAAUUAAUGUCACCAAGAAAAAUUAAUCCAUGCAAGGGGUACUUUCAAGCACAGAAGUAACAAUUUCCAGAACAAUAACUAUAGCUGCUCAAAUAAUAUUUGGAAUAAUUUUGAUUUUGCUGACAGUUCAACUUCAAUUUUCCAAAGAAGCUUCAGUUUAUGAUAUCAUUCUAACAAUAGUUUCAAUAAUAAUCCAUGUUAGAUUAUUGAUAUCUCUUGUGAUUUUAUCAAACAUAACAUUUCGAUUUGGAGAACGUUUGCACGAAAUUCGAAAAUUUCUUGAUAAAUGCAAUGGGAGAACUGAAUAUGAAAAUUUAGCUUUGAAAAUGAAGGUGAGUGAGUAAGUUUUUUGCUAACUAAUCAUUAAAUAAAAUUAUAGGAUAUUAUUGUUUGCUUGAAUGUGUUGAAUAACAAAAUGCCAAUCAUCAAUAUUCUAUAUUUGCUCCUUGCACUUUAUUGUUUCAUAUUAUGGCUUCACAAUAUGAUAUCACUCACUUUUCUCAUUUUUCUUCAAAUUCCUUUUAUUAUCACAUAUUUUAUAUGUAGUUUUGUUAAUCUCAAGGUAUAUUUUUGAUUAUCCGAUAUGAUAUUUGAAUCAAAAAUUUUUUAUUUCAGCUUGAGAAAUUCAAAAACUCAACUCUCCGCUUGUUUGACCUACAAUUCAUAACACCCGCUACAAAUACAUUGGUAAAACUUUCUUUACGCGUAAAAUUCAAUAGUUGUUCCUUCAGAUAAAUUACUUCUGGAUGUCCAAUAAAAUUCACGAUCUUCCUUGGAUUGAUGUCAAGUUUCUGUUCCGUGCCACAUUUGCAAACGCUUUGAAAAUAAUGAUUUAUCUUUUUAUUUUAUUUUUCUCAUUUGAACCAUGCUUGAAAGCAUCUUUGAAGUGUAAAAGUACUCCACUUUUUAGCUUUCCAUCGAGUUAA